Thrips palmi is the source of this 3194-nucleotide messenger RNA. Its product is annotated as dynein beta chain, ciliary-like. Bases 162 to 3194 code for a protein of 1010 amino acids. NCBI's taxonomy places the organism in Eukaryota, Metazoa, Arthropoda, Insecta, Thysanoptera, Thripidae. The record is from RefSeq and is a predicted model, not a curated record. The transcript is spliced from 17 exons.
GAGCCGUUUGCCUUGGGGCUAGUAGUUUCGUGGCACGUUGAACCUGCCCAGUGGGAUGCGGAGUUCGUUGUAGUGUACGUGAUGCCUUGAAGCUGAGGAGGCCUGCCAGUCCGGCCGCCUAAGCAGGGCGCAGGGCGGCGCAGGGCCCCCAUCCACCCACCAUGGCGGCGGACACGGAGGAGCCCAAGAAGGAGCCGGCGGCGGGGGGCGCGGAGGACGAAAGACUCGAGUUCAUCUUCGAGUACCUGUCCAAGAGCCUGCGCCUCAAGCAGGACAAAUGGGCCAAGAUGAUGAGCAACGACGAGCUGAAGUACGUGGUCAUGGAGUUCCUGGAGCGCACCACGGCGGACGUGCUGGUGAUGCUGCUGUCCCCGGCUGGCGUGCUCACGCCCGUGCUGGGCUUCCCCACCAACGCCAAGGGCAAGUCGUCGUACUUCAUCCGCAAGCGCAAGGAGCCCGUCACCAAGGACAACCUGCGCGAACUGCUCAUCUUCGGGGACAUGGCACCGCGGCCCGUGGACGAGCUGGCCGUGCUGGUGGACGAGGUGUUCAUGCCGCUGCUCGUGAACCCCGUCAACCACCGCGGCUGGCCGGCGGUCGUCGCCGAGGAUGUCAAGAAGCACCUGUACGGCCUCAAGUGCGACCUGUACGAGGUGCGCGGCCGCAUCAAUGGCCAGACACUGCUGCCCAUGCCCCUGAACGUGGCCAAGGUGUACCAGGCCCACCGGGACAUCGUAGAGAGCAACGGCGAGGUGGUGGACGUGCACCUUAAGUCUGCCAUCGAGGGCGUGGUCAUCAAGUGGGCGUCGCAGACCAGCCAGGUGCUCUCGGAGGACCCCUGCACCGCGUUCAGCGCGGACUGCAACCCCGAGCCCAAGGAGGAGGUCAAUUUUUGGACAGAGCGGCGGAAGAAUCUUGAAGGGAUGUACAACCAGCUGCGCGACCCCCGCGUCAAGAAGAUGGGAGAGAUCCUGGAGCUGACCGAGUCAGCGUACUUCCCCUGCUUUAAGACGUUGUUCCGGAACGUGGUCGCCGCGUUGACGGAGGUCCGGGACAUCUGCGUGUACCUCAAGCCCGUGGAGACGCUCAUGGAGCAGAUAGCGACCUUGGAGUUCCCCGACGUGGCCGAGAUGCUGGCUGCGACCAUGCACACCGUGUGCCUGCUGUGGGGCAACUCGCGGUACUACUGCACCUCGCCUAGGAUCAUCCUGCUCAUCAAAGAGAUAUCCAACCAACUCAUUCGUCAAUGUUCUGACUACCUGGACCCAAGUUCAUUGUUUCAAGGCGAGCUGGAUGAGGCUCAGGAGAGGGUAGCGUUGUGCAUCGAAACGCUUCAGGAUUUUAAAGAUGUGUUUGAAGAGUCCCGUGGCAACUUAGGCUCCGGUUAUUUCAAAAAUAGCGAGCCCGUCAUGUGGAAUUUUAAAUCUUCUAUUGUAUUUGAGAGGCUUAACAAGUACAUUGAAAGGUUGGAAAAAGUUCAGACUGUGUUUGACGCAGGCGUCGAGUACUCCAAGCUGGAGAAGGUGGAAAUUGGUGGACUGAAGGGACGAAUCUUGGGCCAGAAAGUGGAGAAACUGUUCGAUGAGUUCAAGACCAUAUUUAGCGGUUUCACUCGCAUCGAAUACGACCCCCUAAACCCGGACGAUGGCUCCUUCGAGAGGGACGAGAGGGUGUUCAAGGAGAACAUGAAGGACCUCGAAGGGCGGCUCGCCGCCAUCAUCACGCAGGCCUUCGACGACUGCUGCAACUUCGAGAGCCUGUCCAAGCUGAUUCAAGUGGCGGGCUCCUUGAUGGAGAGGCCCUCGGCCAAGGAAGACAUGAAGGAGCGUACGCCCCGCAUCCUGGAAGUGUACAGCAAGGACCUGGACGCGGUCAAGGUCAUCUUCGACCAGUACCUGGCGGCCAAGGAGGAGAACGGAUUCUUUGAAGUGGACUGCUACUUCCCACCAACUGCAGGCGCCAUGACGUUCGUUCUAAAACUGCGCAGCCGCAUACAGGCGCCGAUGGAGUUCUUCAGCGAGUGGGAAAACCCGAUCCUCGAAACGGCGGACAUGGAGCACGUGAGGCACAAAUACGAGGAGAUGAAGGAGAAGCUGGACGGGCUGUGGGACUCGCUGUACUCGGAGUGGGCCAACCGGGUGCCGGGGGAGGUGAACGAGCACCUGUCCAAGACGCUGCUCACGCGCCACGAGGACAACACCAUCGAGACAAACUUCGCGCCCGAGCUGGUCGCUGCUCUGCGAGAGUGCCGGUACCUCCAGUUCUUGGAGAUCGAGGACAUCCCCGCCCCGGCCAAGGAACUCUUUGACCGUUCGGAGGAGUUGCAUUUGUGGGUCACGACGCUCAACCGCAUCGUGGAGUGGUACAAUGAGAUCCUCAACCGCUGCAUCCCGGUCGAGUUCGAUCUUAUCCGCGAGGAGAUGAACGGCAUCGACGGCCACAUCAAGGAGCUGCAGGACAAGCUCAACUGGAAGUCGGACGGGGUGUGGCCGCACGUGGAGAACAUCCGGGACCUGACCAAGGCGCUGCACGGGCGCGUGGUGCAGGCGCAGGCCAACGUGGACCACAUCAAGGGCCUGCUGGACAACUUCGCGCACGUGCCGCUGUUCGAGCGCGACGAGAAGGCCGGACUGCUGCUGGGCCUCGCCGACCGCGCCGCCAGGGUCAACAAGCGGUUUGUCGAGGUGCGCGUCGCCGGUGAUCAGAUCCACCUCAAGAUGGACGAGAACUACAAGCUGUUCCACAACAUCCCGCUGGAGGAGGAGCACGCCGAGGGGGCGCCCGUGCGCAAGAAGCGGCUCAAGAAGCGCUUCGGCGAGGACGGCAACGAGAUCCCCUGGGAGGAGGGCGAGGAGGAGUGGGAGAGCUACGACGAGGAGGAGGACGUGGAGGAGGAGCACAUCGAGGAGGAGGAAGAGCAGGAGUCGUCGUCGGACGAGAGCUCCGAGUCCUCGGAGGAGCUGUGGAGCUCGGACAGCGAGACGGGCGGGCGCACGGCCGUGAAGAAGCAGGCCGUCGAGGGCUGGGACAUGGACACGUGGGCGGAGGACGGCCAUGACGACCAGGACGAGUGGGCCGCCGGACAGGCGCAGGGACUCGACGGCCAGGCCGCCCCGACGCCACCCCCGGAGGACGGCGUGCCCGAGGAAGACCCGGAGGCCGCCUCGGGGGCGGGCGCGGGCAGUCCAAGGUAA